Molecule: messenger RNA, 786 nt
Organism: Lepisosteus oculatus (spotted gar)
Lineage: Eukaryota; Metazoa; Chordata; Actinopteri; Semionotiformes; Lepisosteidae
Product: transmembrane domain-containing protein TMIGD3-like
Cellular component (GO): plasma membrane
Molecular function (GO): transmembrane signaling receptor activity
Source: RefSeq, a predicted model, not a curated record
AGUGACUCCAUUUCUCCAGCACGACUGUUGUUGCAGUUGUCUCCGGUCGUCAUCAUGAGGGGAACACUGCUCGUACUCCUCUUCCUCACCACAGCUGUGUCUUCCCUCACUGGGCCCGAGCGCCUCACAGUCUACACUGGGCGGAGGACAGAGCUGUCCUACUCCUACAGCAACGAGUACUACUUCAGCCAUCGCAAGUACUGGUGCCAGGGCUACUACAGGAACAGCUGCCAGGUUGUAGCGUACGCCGACGAGGAUGGCGCAGGGGCGGAUGUGCAAGUGCAGGACGAUAAAGAAAACGGGCGCAUAACUGUCAUCAUUAAUAGCCUGUCGCUAACGGACCCCACGGAUUACUGGUGUGGCAUCGAGAGGAAUCACCUCCUGGACAUCAUGGCCUACACCAAGCUGGACAUCGUCGAAGGUUCCAAGGAGCGCCAUGCACGCCUGGACGCCCCUCUGGAGUACAUCUUGCCCUUCUGCAUGCUGGGCGUGCUGCUGCUCCUGGUUGGCAUAGUGUUCCUGGUGAAGUUCCUGUGCCAGCGCAGGAAGGCAGCGAGCUCAGGAGUCCUGCCGCUGGGGGAGGAGCUUGCGGGGGACAGCCAAUCAGGGGACGAGGCGGGGCAGAGGCCGGACCACAGGGUGAUUUACACGGCGGUGAAGGAGGGCGCCAGGUGGUCCUCGCGGGCUCCAGGGGGUGCUGCCGCAGGGGAGGAGCCCGAAGCCAGUGCCAACAUCCACUACAGCGACAUUGAAUUCGUAUAGGAGCCUGUGGGCGUGCUCGGACAA